Molecule: messenger RNA, 1948 nt
Organism: Drosophila gunungcola (fruit fly)
Lineage: Eukaryota; Metazoa; Arthropoda; Insecta; Diptera; Drosophilidae
Product: peritrophin-44-like
Exons: 2
Coding region: 860-1888 (342 amino acids)
Cellular component (GO): extracellular region
Molecular function (GO): chitin binding
Source: RefSeq, a predicted model, not a curated record
ACAAAAAUAUUCUUAUAUUCAAUACACUAAUUGAUAACAAAGUAAUUUAAAAUUAAUAACAUUCUUAUCUUUUCUACCUUUUUUUUGGUGUGAUACAAGGCGAAAUCACUACCAAUAUAUACAACAAAGUUGGCGAAUCGACUGUCCAUAUACUCUUACUAAUAUUGCCUAUAUUUACUGCACUGAUUUUUAAAGGAGGUUAGUGCAAACGGAAAUUUUAACACAGUUUUGUAAUCAAAAAUCACUAACCGAAAUUAGGAUUAUAUUAUUUUUAGGUUUACUAAACUUUAAAUUAGGUCUAGAGUGAUAAAACUUUAAUUUACUGAAGUCACAGAGCAUUCCUAUUCUCAGUAAGCUGUUUUCCCAAUUGAAGCUUUAAUUAACAGUAUAUGUUGGUUAAUGCGCUUAUCGACUAAAAAACAUUUGUUUCCAAAAAUAAAAACACUCUCUAUUAUAAGUCUAUGCACAGAAGAAAUACUAUUUUUGCUGAACAAACAUUAUAAUUAAUUAUUACAAAAUCUUCUCCUAAGGUAAUUUCGUAAAUCUUAUCUCUGAAGAUUUUAAACCAGUUCUUUGAAGGUUUUAAUUUUUUUCAAUUUUUUUUUAAAUUCAGACGUACAACUACGCUUGAUAUUGUAUGUCAAGCAGUCAGCAAACAAUUUAAUUGAAAACUCUAUGAUCUCUGUUUGUGACAAGAACCAAAUCUUAUCUCUUUUAGGUGUAGUAAAUUAAUGUCAUCCGAAUGGGAAAAUCUUCGAUUUGUCACUACAGUGUUAAGAACUCUAUAAAAGGCCGAGGUGGGCCUGCUAAAUGUUAGUUGACUUUUUUAAGUUAUUAGUGACGGGGAACCUCUUUCAAAAUGCGAGGACUUUCAAGUUCUUUGAUCCUGCAGGCCAGUCUUCUGGUCCUGAUGGUCGGUCUGAGCACUCAAACGCAGUUUUUCAAUUCCACUCAGGACGUCUGCCGCCUUUUUAAGGAUGGAACGCAACUGCGAAAGCCUGGAACCUGCAAUGAAUGGAUUGAGUGCAAGAACUUUGUCACCGCUGAGACCGGAACCUGUCCUGAAAAAACGCCGUACUUCAGUCUUACCAAUAACAAAUGCUAUUCGAAAUCGGACACCAGUUACUGCGACACAAGUAAGUUAUGCACGGCAUCGACAAAGGGCUAUGUUGGAGAUACCUUGAACUGCGCCAAUUGGUACCUCUGCGAUGGAAAGGUUUUAAAGGGCCAGGGAGCUUGCCCCUCAGGCAUGUACUUUGAUCAAGAGAAGCAGAUGUGUGUCUACGCCGAGAAUACUGUUUGCACCGCCACCUUCGAGUGGUGCAACAUUGUGCCUGUGACCAAAGUGGCAUUCCGCGACGAGGCCAACUGCAACAAGUACUUCACCUGCACCAAGAAAUUCGUUCUGGAGCCGCACACCUGCGAAACUGGCAAAUACUUCGACGUGGCCACAGGUACUUGCAUCGACAGCAAGCUCGUCGUCUGCGAUAGCCAUCCAUUGCCGGAGAACGUAUGCGGCACCAAGAAACUGGCCGUGCGCAACAAGUUCGUAUCGGACGGGGCCACCUGCCGUGGCUACUACUACUGCCGGGAUUUGGGCUCCGGCGUCCCCGAUCCCGACCCCAUUUUCCAGCAGUGCAACGAGGACACCUUCUUCAACCAGGAGCGUCAGGGGUGUAUGCCCCGCGAGAGCCAGAAGUGCACCUUCGAUCGGUGCGAUGGCCGCCAGGAUGGCUUCGAGGUGACCGAGACGGACGGAUGCCACAACUACGUCGAGUGCGUCGAUGGCCGGGAGGGUACCGUCUUCAGCUGCGAGAAUGAGUACUUUAAUGUUGCCACCCAGAAGUGCACGGCAACUAAAACAUCCUACGAAGCAUGCAGUGCUUAGUGGCCAAGGUCAUGCCAUCUAUUUGAUAAAAUAUAAUAAUUAAUGCAACCAAAAAACGUA